AUGAAAAUUCAAGGCAAUAGCAAUAGAAUUUUCAACCUGGUGUUGGCCAAAAUGUUGGUUAAUAUUGAUAAAAAGAUGAAGUUACCUAAUGAAAAUAUAAAAUAUAUGGCUCUUAAAAAUGAAUUAAGAACACUUAUAAUAGACCAUCAGAGCAUUCUGAAGAAAUAUGAUGAAUUUUUAUCAAUAUUUCGACCAAUAAUGUUGCUGCAAGUAUUUGUUUUGUCGUAUACGAUCAUUUUUCUAUGGUUCAUUUUUAUAGCGAGUUUGAUGGAAGAAGAUAUUACGCAAUAUAUGGUAUUGACAUUGGUGAAAGCUAGUUUUGGAAUUCCUUUUUGUACUUUUCAAAUGUAUAUGACAUGUUUUGUAUUUAAUACAUUAGAAAUCAAAAAAGAUUCUAUAACAUUUGGGUUGUAUAGCUCUAAUUGGACAGAAAUGGAUCUUAAAUUAAAAAAAUUGAUUUUGUUAACAAUGAGAAUGGCUAAUGCCCAACAGGAUAAAUUACAAUUUACAAGGACAAGAAUUAUUAACAUGGAAUUAUUUUAUCAAACUAUGCGUGUUUGUUACACAGUUGUAAAUGUGAUGCUAAAUUGUAAAAAUAAAAAAUUGGUAUGA
This is a messenger RNA of Macrosiphum euphorbiae (potato aphid), 612 nucleotides long. NCBI's taxonomy places the organism in Eukaryota, Metazoa, Arthropoda, Insecta, Hemiptera, Aphididae. The record is from the annotation of a GenBank genome assembly.